Colletotrichum paranaense is the source of this 1071-nucleotide messenger RNA. Its product is annotated as zinc-binding dehydrogenase. The record is from RefSeq and is a predicted model, not a curated record. The transcript has 4 exons. NCBI's taxonomy places the organism in Eukaryota, Fungi, Ascomycota, Sordariomycetes, Glomerellales, Glomerellaceae. Gene Ontology annotation, molecular function: oxidoreductase activity, acting on NAD(P)H. The coding region runs from base 1 to 1071 and encodes 356 amino acids.
AUGGCGACGAACCAAGCAGUAAAGACAAUCGAAGCGGGCGUCGCAAAGGUAGUCGACGCUCCGAUCCCCACCCUCCCGGCCGACGACUAUAUCCUCGUCAAGACGACGGCCGUGGCGAUCAACCCGACGGAUUGGAAGCACGUCGACCUCGCCGAUAAGGCGGGCUGCGUCGGCAUCUGGGUCGGGUGCGACUAUGCUGGUGUUGUCGAGGAGGUGGGCAAGGGCGUGACGAAGGACUUCAAGAAGGGGGAUCGGAUCUGCGGGCCUGUAAAUGGAUCCAACGCUCUGAGAGAGAUUGACGGUGCGUUCGCAAAGUACAUCGCCGUCAAGGGCGACGUGCAGAUCAAGACGCCGGAUAACAUCUCGGACGAAGAGGCCGCGACGCUCGGCAUCGCCGUCACCACAGUCGGCCAGGGCCUCUACCAAGGCCUCAACCUCCCCCUCCCAACCGAGCCCACGACCGCCACGCCGGCCCCCACGAUCCUCAUCUACGGCGGCAGCACGGCAAUGGGCAUCUCGGGCAUCCAAUACGCGAAGCUCUCCGGCUACCGCGUCCUCGCCACCUCGUCCCCUCGCAACUUUGACUACCUCAAGUCGCUCGGCGCCGACCAGGUCUACGAUUACAAGUCGCCCACCGUCUCCGAGGAUAUCCGCAAGGCGACCGACGACGAGCUCACGCUGGCGUGGGAUUGCCAGUCGACCAACGAGAGCGUCGUCUUGGUGGCGAAGGCGCUGAGCAGCGCAAAGGGAGGCGUGAUCGGGACUCUGUUGCCUGUUGAUAAAAAGGUCGUCAAGGAGGUGAAUGACAAGGUGGAGGUGAAGAUGAGUUUGUAUUAUACUGUUUUCGGGGAGGAGUUUGGAUACUUUGGCAAGAGGGACCCCGUACCGGAAAAUUACGAAUUCGGCAAAAAGUUUUGGGAAAUCAGCCGCGGGUUGCUGGCCGAGGGCAAGCUGAAGCCCAUCCGCGUCGUCAAGAAUCAAGGGGGCAGCGGCCUCGAGGGCGUCGUUGUCGGGUUGAAGGAGUUGAAGGAGGGCAAGGUCAGCGCCGGCAAGCUCGUCUACACCAUUUAA